This is a messenger RNA of Acipenser ruthenus (sterlet), 4997 nucleotides long. Its product is annotated as ras association domain-containing protein 9-like. The coding region runs from base 48 to 1355 and encodes 435 amino acids. Lineage: Eukaryota; Metazoa; Chordata; Actinopteri; Acipenseriformes; Acipenseridae. Gene Ontology annotation, biological process: signal transduction. The record is from RefSeq and is a predicted model, not a curated record. The transcript is spliced from 2 exons.
GUUGUUAAAGCGGCUGGAAAUAUUUUUGUAAACUUCCUGAAGUUGUCAUGGCUCCCUUUGGAAGGAAUUUUUUAAAAGCUCGCCUGAAAAAUAGGUCCUCCAGUAAAGAAAUGGAGUCUGAUGGGAAAGAGAUUCAAGUAUGGGUUUGCCAGGAAGAGAAGGUGGUUUCUGGACUGACUAAACAUACAACCUGUUCUGAUGUGGUCCAAGCCUUGCUAGAGGAACAUCAGACUACAGCUGGUGACAAGAGCCUUCUGAUAGGAAGCCCCAGGGAAUAUUGUCUUGUAGAAAGAUGGAGGGGUUUUGAGAGGGCCUUGCCUCCAUUAACCAGGAUCUUGAGGCUCUGGAGGGCCUGGGGAGAUGAAAAAGCAUAUCUACAGUUUGUUCUGGUAAAAACAGAUGCCUUUGUUCUCCAGCCAGGCUGGAGGUCAUCUGAGACCAAGCAAACACAUACUAAAGAGAGACGAUGGAACCAAGGACCAGCACAAUUCAUGAAGUCCAUGUCAGUGGAGAAGCAGAAGAAAAUGGUGAAAAGGGCAUUCAGGAAGUUAGAGAAGAUAAAGCAGGGGACUACACAGCAAGAGAGGGAUGGUAUGGACAGCCUGAUCAAGUUAAUUAUAGCUCAAGACCACACCAUUAGGCAGCAAAUACGAAGGAUGAGAGAACUCGACCUGGAAAUUGAACAAAAUGAAUUGGAGUUGAGUACUGAAUGGGCAGAGACUGAUGGGGGAAAUUGUGUAAAAGAUGUCUAUUUUCCAAGUCAUAACAAGCACAAAAGCAGCCAGGAAGAUGUGAGUCAAUUCGAUGAGAAUCUUUACACCAGUGAUGGGAUUUUACAGCUAGAGGAACAACUUGAACAGCACAGGGUGCUUAUUCAAAAGCUGUCUGAUGACAUUGAAAAAGAGAUCAAGAGUAUUUGGUUUCACGGUGUAGAGGAUCCACAAGGGGCAGCAGCAAGUGCAGACUAUGACCAUGAGGAAGAAGACAAUGCUACAGAAUUAGAAAGCAUCAAAGUGGAGCUGGAAAAUAGCAUGCACAAUGGCUUGGCAAUACACUCAGACCUUUCAGGUGUUCAGAAAGAACUGAAACAAUAUGACAUGGUGCAACAGAACAUGAAACAGGAAUGUGAACUUUUAGCAGCUCAGCUCAGUGCAUUGCACACAAUGGACAAUGUGGAACAGCCCCAUUUUGUAAGUUGUAAAGACCAGACAAAGAGCAAUGCAAUACAAAGUAAGGUUUCACAGAUACUGUCCCAUACAGAUGUGAAUGAUACAGACUCAGAUACCGGAAUAAGCUCUACACACAGCCAGGACUCGUUGUCUCCUUGUGGGGAGAUGCCUCAUCCACCCAUAUAGUUUCACAAACCACACAUCACAAAUAUAUGUAAAUUAAUAUUCAUUUAUUUUUUUUAGAUCAAUCGAGAACACUGUUUUAAGGAAUGUUUUUUGAAAAGGGUUCAUAAACAUUUUUCACAUGAAACAGUUGAAAAAGGGUUUCAUGAACAGCAAACUUGAUCAAACAAAAAAGUACUUAACAAAACAUUUUGUGAAUAGGCUCAUAUUCUUUAGGACCGGAUUACAAAAUUUAAAAAAUUGUUUAUUAUGUAUGGAGAAAAAUUGCAUUUAUAAGUACCAAAUAAAACAGGAUAUAUAUGAACGAAAAGUUGUUACUUUUAACUCACCUUCUCCUUAUGAUCACAGACAUCCUCUAGGAUACCCACAAUGUUUAUAGCUUCACAACAAUAUACAGCAAUGAACAAAAGUCUUGCAGCACACUAUAGAAUUGACUAAUUUUGUUUCAUAAAGUCGAAUGAAACCUGCUGAAUAAUGUUACGUUAAUAUAUUGAUUUACAUACCGCUUUGUAGUUUUCCAUAUAUUUAACAAAAACUGACAAAUUAAAAAAUGUGACAUUUCAAAAUCUAACAUUAAAUACUGUACUACUAUUAUGGCUUCCAGUAGACUUUUGCAAUGUCAUUGUGUAGUUCCUUUGAUUAAAUUAUGUUCAGAUAUAUUGUUUUAUUAUUAUGUCUCAAUCCUAAAGUUCUAGGAGAUGCUAAACUUUUGGCCAUAGCUGUAAACCAUCUUUGCAGUCUGGUUUGUGAGGCUUACAAAACUAACUUGGGUUAAAAUGUCACAGCUUGGUACUUGGUAAUAAUGUGAUUUAAUGUUUACAUAAAUCGCUGCUAACACCAUGGAGUGGGUAGUUAUGAAAGACAGCUUUUAAAAUGUGCUGAAGAUUUAGUUUGUUUAGAUAUGCUUUUGAUUUUGCUCCUUGCUUAAGAGUGUUUAUGUUUUAACGCCCAAUUUAAGAAACUGGUUAUUCUAAAGUCGAGUUGUCUAACAAUACCUUUGCUACUUACCCUCUGAAGGCACCUAGCCUGCAGCACCAUCAGCUGUUUUUCUUACCAUCCAUGGAGUCUUCCAGACUUAGUGGCUCUGACUAGAUAUGAUUGGUGCAUGUGUUGGCUAGCUGUUCACUUACCCCUAUCCCACAAUAUGCUGGCACUGUGGCUUCACCAUCAACUGUCUACAUACCUUACAUUGACACAGAAGGAGAAAAAACAUAAAAUAUAGGUUCCAAAGAGGUAAAGUCAUAACCCCUUUCCUAUAGGAAAUGUAGCUGGAAAUUGUCUUAGAAGUGCUUUUUAUGACAGUAUUGUCCAAAGCUAAUGUAAUAAAACUGCCUCAAUGCUGUGAGUACUUAUAGGCUUAUAAUUCUGUUAUUAGGUGCAAUUCCAUCAUCUCUGAAACAUUGUUUUACAGUAUAGAACUGAAAAAAGAUCAUUGUUGUCUUAGAAAUGGCUUUAUAGCCAUACGUAGUCUAACAUUAUUUUUGUAUAAAGCUUUUAUAGUGUUAGUUUUGUAAAAAAAAAAAAAUACAGUGACUACUUAAUCCUAUUUAAAGAUUCCUUUACGUAAAUUACUCAGAGUUUAGAUCACACUUCCUUCCCCAACCACUGAUCAACAAGCACUUGCAAUCUAGAUGUUUUAGUGAAAUGCAGUCAGUGAAAUGCAGUCUGCUCAAGCUCCUAAUCAUCUCGGUUGCUCCAGGUUUGGAAAAAUGUUUUACUUUGACACAUACUUACUUUGACAACUUCAAUGCCCCUAGAAUAAAAUUACACAGCAAUACAUAUUUUCUUCAUCUAACUGGGUGGAGCCUUUCAAUUGUCACAGUUGAGAUGUGGUAUGAUACCUGUGAGCAAUCAACAGUGAAUUAAUGAUCUACCCUCAUAUCUUCCUAUCCUAUAAUAUGAUUAGUAUCAAAACAAUGUUUUGUGAUGUGGGUAUGAAAUACCACUUAAACAUAUUUAAGACCUCGCCCAAUUAUUAUAAUCACUUGUGAAAACUUGUAUUAAGGUGUAAUACUGUUUGGUCUUUUGAAUAUGUUUAACAAUAGUAUAACACAUUUUAAUAAGGAUUACUCAUUUUAAUAAGGCACUAGGGGUAGGUGUACUAAAGUGUUGCGCCUGUCGCAAUAGUUGCAAACGAAUCCGAACUCUUGGGUGAAAUGUACUAAACAAGUGCAAUGCUAUUUGGGAUUUUUUAGGGAAUGCUUUGUGGCAGCAGUUUCUGUUUGUGGUUCAAGCAUAGAUGAAUAUGUAAUUAUGGGCGUUAUUUCAGCGCAAUGAUUUAUACAUUUAAAAUACAUUGAGCACUAUAAAUGUAUGUGUGUGCAAUUUCAAACAUGUAUUUAUUUUAAACCCAACAUCUCCUAACAAAAACAAUGUUGUUUUGAUUCUUGGACCCUUGCAUGUAUAGCCGUUAUCCUUCGGGCACCCUCUGCUGCAGCAAACCACAACUCAGCUCACGCUAUUUAUUUGAACAAUGUCGCAUGACUCUCACAAUAGAGAUCUCGCUAAGAAGACGCAACAAAUAUUUAAUUUAGUAUACUGCUGCUCUUUUCAUAAACAUAUUUUUUCCUAGUACAUACAACAAAAUGUAUACUUUGACAAAUGUGGUAGGUUUGCUCUGCGAUUGGCCCAUCUUAGUACACCUACCCCAUAAAGUUAAACUGAUAUUUCAUAAAGCAUUGUCCUUCACAUUGUUGUAUGUAUGUAUGCAGGUAUGUAAUUUGUGUACUUUGCAGUAUAAAGAUGUGUCAUUCUGGGAACACAUUUUCUCUUUUUAAUUUGCCAGACUCUGCCAUGAUCAAAGUACUGUGUUUAUUUAUAAGAAGAAUGUUUUAAAAGUUGUUAAUGUCUAUUUUUGUAUGUUUCAGUAGAACAUUCUUUAUUUUAUAGAUUGAUUUAACUUUUUCCUCCUUGUAAAUAUAAUUAAAUAAUGGUUUAAAUGUUGUAUUAUCAUGUGAGAAAGUGACAUGUGUUUUCAAAAACAUAAAAUGACCAAAAAUAAGAAUAUUUCACUGCACUAAUUAGCAGAAGCAUGCAUAUCUCUUCAGUGUGUCAAUGAAUAUACAUUAACAAGUACCUCUUGUGUUGUAACAUCUCAUUUCUUUGAGGUUCCUAUACUGAGCUCCUGCAGCAACAUAAUACACCCUAGUGUUAUUUUUAAAUGUAUAUCAUAUUCAAAGUAUGUCGUACUGAAAAGAGAUACUUCUAUUGUAUUGUGGAUUAAAGAUUCUACAUGAAUGAAAAAAACUAUAAUGCAUUUUAAAAGAUACUGAAAACCAAAUACAAUCUAUUACAGUCCAUUCACACAGAUAGUUACGGCAUAUUAACUCCAGUAGUAUUUUUGUUUUAUGUGUAACAUAAUCAGAAUAAGCUUUCCUGUUUACCGUUCAUAUUGUGACAUUGAAUGUUGUGUAUGUGAUAUUAUGUUAUAUAUUGUAAGUUACUCCACAUGUGUUUCAGUAAAGUUUGUUAUUUUAAUAAAUAUGAAAGUUGUAAAAUAAAAGCCCUUAAUAUUUAAACCAUGAACCAUCUGAAGUUUAUACUGUACGUGUGGUAUGAAGACAGUGUUUUUAUUGUGUUUAUCAAAAGAAAAUUGGUAAUAAUGCUUCUAAAACAGCAAAACGUCCUGUAUUGGUAUACUAUAGA